AUGCCUGGAAUCCCUCUGCACGCCCUUGACAACCUCAAGGCCAAGCUCAAGGCCGCCUUCAAGAAGAAGGAUAACAAGGAGGAAGCCAAACCCGCCGAUACCACAGCUGCCACCGAGGCUACCAAGACUGAGGCCGCUCCUCCUGCUCCUGCCACUGAGCCAGCUCCUGUAGCUGAACCCGCAGCCCCUGCCACCGAACCUGCCAAGGAGGGGGCCAAGCCCGCAACUGAGGUCAAGCCUGAGGCUCCCGCUGCUGCUGCUGCUGCUGAGCCAGCCAAGACUGAGGAACCAGUUGCUGCUCCUGCGACUGAACCCGCCAAGCCCGACGCUGCUCCGGCCACCGAAGCUCCCGCUCCCGCUCCCGAGCCUGCCAAGACCGAGCCCGCCCCGGCUGCUGCUCCAGCUGCCGCAACUGCUCCUGUCGCCGAGACACCAGCUCCCGCUCCCGCUGGUGCUGAGACUGCACCUGUUGUCCCUGCUGAGGCUCCUAAGGAGGAAGAGAAGAAGGAUACUCCUCCUGCUCCUGCCCCUGCCCCUGUGGCCUCUGCUUAA
Messenger RNA from Fusarium redolens, 552 nucleotides. RefSeq lists its product as uncharacterized. Lineage: Eukaryota; Fungi; Ascomycota; Sordariomycetes; Hypocreales; Nectriaceae. Bases 1 to 552 code for a protein of 183 amino acids. The transcript is spliced from 4 exons. The record is from RefSeq and is a predicted model, not a curated record.